This is a messenger RNA of Stegastes partitus (bicolor damselfish), 2074 nucleotides long. It is a transcript of the gene wdr74, whose product is annotated as WD repeat domain 74. The record is from RefSeq and is a predicted model, not a curated record. Lineage: Eukaryota; Metazoa; Chordata; Actinopteri; Pomacentridae. Gene Ontology annotation, molecular function: protein binding. Bases 187 to 1350 code for a protein of 387 amino acids. The transcript has 2 exons. Gene Ontology annotation, biological process: ribosomal large subunit biogenesis. Gene Ontology annotation, cellular component: nucleolus; preribosome, large subunit precursor.
UUCCUUUUUUUGUUCUGUUUCACUGUUUUGCUCAAUAAAGUUUAUUUUAAAACUCGCCAGCUGCUUGAUGACGUCUUUGAGACGCGACGCAGUUUACAGAAGAUCCACGCGUGUUUUCCGGAUCACCACUCGGAGCGACUCGAGUCCAGUUUAAACCCCGGUGUUAGUGCGUCUUGUCCCGGUGUGAUGGGGGACCAGAGCCGGCAGUGCUCCGUGUGGCUCGGCUCGGAGACCGGCAUCCUGAAGGGGGUCAGCGUGUCCCGCAGACAGGCCUUCAACUUCUGCAACACGAGCCACCUGAGCCGCGACCAGGAGGUCCGGGCGCUGUGCUGGGCCGACCCGGCGGAGAGCGAGCUGCUGGUGGGCUCCGUGGACGGAACCGUGAAGACGUUCAGCACCGAGAAAGGCGCCUUCAUCGAGAGCCGGCGCUGCGGAGACCCGGCCGAGGGCUGCUUCACCGGGCUGGCGGCGCUCAGCGGCUCCUCGCUGGUCACCUGCUCCGAGAGCGGCGCGGUCCGGGUCUGGAGGGAGGACAGCGGGGAGCCGGUGGCCGAAGUGGCCGCCGGGAAGAACGUGUGCAGGAUGCGGCAGAGUCCGGUGCACCGGAGCAAAGUGGCCACCGGCGGGAAGGAGAACGGCCUGAAGAUCUGGGACCUGGAGAAGCCGGACAAGCCGCUGUUCACCGCCAAGAACCUGCGGGACGACUGGCUGGACCUCCGGCGGCCGCACUGGGUCCGAGACAUGGCCUUCAUCCCGGACUCCGACAAGGUGGUCACCUGCACCGGAUACCACCAGGUCCACGUGUUCGACCCCCUGUCCCCUCAGCGGCGGCCCGUCCUGGAGGCCGAGUACGGCGAGUACCCGCUGACCGCCCUGUCGCUGCCGGCCGGCGGCGGCACGGUGGUGGUGGGCAACACCCAGGGCCAGAUCGCCCUGCUGGACCUGAGGAAGGGGCUCGUCCGGGGCUGCCUCAAGGGGCUGGCGGGCGGCGUCCGGGGGCUGCAGUGCCACCCCACCCAGCCCCUGGUGGCGUCCUGCGGCCUGGACCGCUUCCUCCGGAUCCACAGCUUGGAGGACCGCAAGCUGCAGCACAAAGUCUACCUCAAGUCACGCCUCAACUGCCUCCUGCUGGCCAGUCGGGACCUGCAGGACGGAGCGGACACGGGGGAGGAGGGGGAGGCGAAGGAGGUGAAGGAGGAGGAGGACGAGGUGUGGGACGCCAUGGAGCGGGUGGAGGAGAAGACGAAGAGGAAAACCACAGAAGAAGAAGAAGAAGAGGAGGAGGAGGAGGAGGAGGAGGAGGAGACGCAGAAGAAGAGCAAGAAGAAGAGGAAGAAGGGAAAAGACUGAGAGGCCUUCGAGGAGCGAGCAGAGCGUGGGACGUUUGGACGCCGUCAGCCACGGAGAAGAUAAAAACUGUUUGUCUGAUGAUCUGUGAGACUUUGCGGAUGUUUUCUGAGAUGAAUCGAAACCUCUGUUGCCUUCUAACCGUUACAAACUACUCACAUGUCAACAGGCCAGACUCCAUUCAAAACAUGUGUGUUUUAAGGUUCACUGUUGUCAGUAAAAUGUCUACAAGUUUAAGUCCUUGUAUCAUCUUUCACAUUUCCUCGACAAAGUAAGACACAAAACGACGACAAACGGAUGCAAAACUACCACAAAGAAACUUUACAGACAUUAAACAUUUUCUGAGAUAAAUUGAAACAGCAGACGUCGUGCAAGUUAUGAAUAAAUUAACAGGCCAGACUCCAUUCAAAAACUGUCCAUUUUAAAGUUUGCUUCGCUGUAAGGCUGAAGCAGCUCUCAAAACUUAAUUUAAUCCUUCAGAUAAUGAUUUAAGACACAAAGUGAGACUUCAAAUGACCACAAAGCAACAUUACAGAGACUCUCUGAGACAACGUCAUCAGGCGACUGGUUCGUACUUCUCACCUGAGCGUCGAGGUUCCAGGUGAAUGUGCUGCAGGUUUAACGGAGGUUGGACAUUUACUCACGUCUUCUUUUGUACACUUUGUUCUUUUCUAAAUAUAAAACUGUGGGAUGACGAUUAAAGGUCUUCCUGUUGUUACCUGAUAAA